Geodia barretti is the source of this 1098-nucleotide messenger RNA. Lineage: Eukaryota; Metazoa; Porifera; Demospongiae; Tetractinellida; Geodiidae. The record is from the annotation of a GenBank genome assembly.
AUGAACUUUUCUAUAACGGUUCUGCCGGGUGACGGCAUAGGUCCUGAGGUCGUCUCUGAGGCGGUCAAGGUCAUGAACGCAGUCGGGAAUCGCUUUGGCCAUUCAUUCGGCACCACGUAUGGCAGGGUCGGCGGCAACGCCAUUGACGACUUCGGCACGCCAUUGCCCGACGAUACAGUAGAGAUGUGCCGCGACACCGACGGCAUUCUGUUUGGAGCGGUCGGCGGUCCCAAAUGGGAUGAUCCGCGCGCCAAGACACGACCGGAAGACGGCAUCCUGGCCAUCCGCAAGAGCCUUGGACUGUUCGCUAACCUUCGCCCGGUGAAGGUCUAUCCUCAGUUAAUAAACUCCAGCCCGAUCAAGCCGCACUUGCUGGAGGGCGUUGACAUGAUAAUAGUGCGCGAGUUGACCGGCGGCUUGUACUUCGCCAAGCCAAAGAAGCGCUGGGACACAUCGAGAGGACGGCGUGGCGUGGAUACCCUGAAGUACACCGAGCAGGAGAUUGAACGCAUCAUUCGUGUAGGAUUUGAACUGGCGCAGGGCCGCCGCAAGCGCCUAACAUCUGUGGACAAGGCAAAUGUGCUCGAAACGGGAAGGCUUUGGCGCGAGAUCGCAACCGAAGUAGCGGAUGACUACCCAGAUGUAGAGCUUGAGCACGUUCUCGUUGACGCCGCUGCAAUGCAAUUGAUUAGCAAUCCCGCGCACUUCGACGUCAUCGUUGCUGAGAACACCUUCGGCGAUAUACUAACCGACGAGGCAUCCGUGCUCGCAGGUUCUAUGGGCAUGCUGCCCUCUGCCAGCCUCUCCGGAUUGCCCAAGCCGAGCGGUCGCGGCAAGCGUCCCGUAAGUCUGUACGAACCUAUUCACGGCAGCGCCCCCGACAUCGCGGGACAAGGUAUUGCCAAUCCCAUCGGCACCAUCCUGAGCCUGGCUUCCAUGCUGCGCUACUCGUUGGGUCUCGAAGCCGAGGCGCAGGCUAUUGAGCAGUCCGUGGAAGGCGUUCUAGCAGAGGGUUACCGCACGCCGGACAUCGCAGGCGAUGGCGGCGAGGUAUGCAAGACGACCGAAAUGGGCGAUGUCAUUGCCGGACGGGUGUAG